AGCAUAAGUAAUUAAUUUUAAUUAAUUAAAUUACAAUAAAUAUGGCCGACGAUGAAAUUUGUUAGAAUAUUAAUUUAGGAGAUGUAUAUGUAAGUAUUAUAUGAAAGUGUUCAAAAAAUGAUGGCAAUUUAAGAGAAGCAUUUAAUAAACUAUCCACAUUCAACAAUCCAUAUAAAUUGCACAAUGAGAAAUUUUUAAAACUUGCACAAUUGUUGAAUGAUUAAAAUUACGACUAAGAAAUACAAAAUAUAUUAGGUUCGUUGGAUCCUUUUAAUGAUGAGAAUGGAUAUUAUUCAGAAUUUUAGAAAAUUGAACAGUAAAAUAAGUUAAAUUAGUUAAAUAAUUUUAAUAAUAUGGUGAUUGGAGAGAAAGAUGUGAUAGAGAGAAAAAUUGCUUAAUAGUUAAUUGAUGAAUAUUAAACACAAUUAAAACUAAGUGAAAAUUAGUUGUUUGGAAUGAUCUAUAGCCAUAAAAAUAAUGAGAAAUUCGGUCAUUUCUUAAUAAUGAAGAAUUAACAAAUAGGAUCAAUUGAAAGUAAAAUACAUAAUAGAAUUAUUAUUUUAAGAGGUUUAAUCUGAGAAAGAAGUUUCUACAUUGGUUUAAGAAAAUGAUUUAUCUAAAUUAUGUGCUAUUUUAGGAUGUGCUGAGUUUUUUAAUGAAUAGAGAGAAAAACAAGUCUAGGCUUUGAGUUUAAAUCGUGAAUUAUAUUUAAUGAAAUUUGAUAAUAAGAGAGAAUUAAUAAGUUGUUAGGAUUAUGUUAAUGGAGUGGCAUCUAAUAUUCGAAUUUAGGAAAUUACUGUGAAACAUUUUGAAGGUGCGAGAUAUUAUUUGAUAAAAUGAUAAUGAAUAAUGAG
This is a messenger RNA of Paramecium sonneborni, 854 nucleotides long. Lineage: Eukaryota; Ciliophora; Oligohymenophorea; Peniculida; Parameciidae. The record is from the annotation of a GenBank genome assembly.